This is a messenger RNA of Yarrowia lipolytica CLIB122, 1326 nucleotides long. RefSeq lists its product as uncharacterized. Gene Ontology annotation, cellular component: RSC-type complex; nucleus; nuclear chromosome. Gene Ontology annotation, biological process: chromatin remodeling; positive regulation of pseudohyphal growth by positive regulation of transcription from RNA polymerase II promoter. The record is from RefSeq and is a predicted model, not a curated record. Gene Ontology annotation, molecular function: transcription coregulator activity. NCBI's taxonomy places the organism in Eukaryota, Fungi, Ascomycota, Dipodascomycetes, Dipodascales.
AUGGGGGAAAAGCCGAAUCGAAUAGGUAGGGCUAAUAUCAGCUAUAUUAAUCAUGAUCACAUUUUUCUUCCAUCUUUUCAGCCCUCGUACCCGUCACGCCAACUUCACCCUCUGAUAUCCAGUCAAAAUAAAGUUCACUCGUCAAUCGUGCACCUCCCAAAAGUCGCAUCACCAAGUUCACCAGAAACACAGCAGCACAGUCAAGCACCAUUAUUCAUCACACACAUCAUGUCAGGACUCCCCCAGGCCCUGGCGAGCGGCUUUGCUGCACGUGUCCGAGAAGGUGGCACCACGCUAUACAUCAACACAACGCCCAUGUUGCGAUCGGCGCGUCACAACACGGCGGUCAACUACGCCGAGUUUGAGGAGGACUUUGAUGCCAACGACUUUGAGGACGACGACGACGACGAUCAGUCGCAGAGGGAAUCACGUGACGGAUCAGAGGAGGCGGAAGGCGACGAGGAUGGAACCAAGAAGGAGGAGCAGGACAAGUUUGCCGGACUCAAGGCUCCUCUGGUGUCCAACGAGCCCAAGCGAGCUGCUCCUCCCGUGCGGCCGGUCAUGUACCCUCAGGAGGUUCUCGAAGAGCUGUCACAGGUCAAGGAGCCUACCCUGAUUCCAAUUCGCGUGGCGGUCGAGAAUAUUGAUGUGUUCCGAGUGCAGGACUUCUUUCUGUGGGACGCCGACGAGAAGAUUCUCACUCCCGAGCAGUUUGCAACCCUGACGUGUGCAGAUCUCGACGUUCCCAUUGGAUACUCGGCCCAGAUGUCAGCCCAGAUCAAGAAGCAGCUUGCUGAAUACACAGCCGCCCCCGCUCUGCCCAAAGACGUUGAAGUGCAUGUCAUUGUGGAGUUGGCGGUCACCGUGGACAAGAUUGUCUACGAAGAUAAAUUCGAGUGGGACCUGAGCGGCGAGUACGCGACUCCUCAGGAGUUUGCACGAACCGUGGUCCAGGAUCUCGGUCUGGGUCAGGAGUUCUACCCAGCCAUCACCUACCAGCUAUACGAGACUCUGGGCAAACUACAAAAGGCUUGGUUGGAGCGAAGUAUUCCUCUGGACGUCGACAACCGGGCCGCUUUUGGCCUUGAGGCUGGCCUUCGUGUCGACCAGGACAAUCUGGGAGAGUCGUGGGUUCCCAGAGUGGAGGAGAUGACGCCCGAGGAGAUGCAAAAGCGAGAGAUGGAGCGAGACCGAUCGUCGCGACGUCUCAAGCGAGAAAGCGCACGAAUGGCCGAGGUGCCUUAUGUCGAUCUCGACAGCUUGUAUUCUAGAAAGCGACGACGACGAUUUGAUGAGGACAGCAGGAGCGGCAGUCCCAUGUGGUAG